UCUACGUCCAUGUCUAAUUCUCCGCUCCUGCCCCGGCCAACGAUAGCGGCCACCCGCCCUCUAGCAGCUCAAGUAGGUGGCCAUGCAGGCAUUGAGACAUCAGAAGACGAUUCCCUUCUGAUCAAACCAGCCCUUCCUCGUGAAAUUGAAUUUUAUCAACGAAUCGCCGCAGCAGGCGAUCACGAAGAACUCUUGAAGCUUAGAAAUUGGACCCCAAAGUUUUUGGGCGUGCUGAAGCUCGAGGGGCAACUCAAAGAUUUAAAUGCAGUUGGCGAUGGAAAUAUGGAAAUAGUUCCCGUACAUGGCAAUAUAGUGCCAGAGGAUAAAGAGCGCCUCGUCCUUGAAAAUGUUGCGUACGGCUUUGUGAAGCCUUGUAUUCUGGAUGUGAAACUUGGGACCGUCCUCUACGAUCAAGAUGCGCCUCCUGAAAAGCAAGCGCGCAUGAUUAAAGUCGCUCAUAAUACUACUAGCGGAGAAACGGGCGUUCGCUUCACAGGAUUUCAGGUAUACGGCAAUGACUCUUCCGAACCUAUCUUGACGCCCAAGUCGUACGGCAGAUCGAUCAAGAAGGAACAGCUUCCUGACGUUAUUGAGAUGUUCUUUCCCGUCUCAUCUGCACCUUAUCCAACACCACCGAACUCUACUGAGACAUCAGAUUCAAACGUGUCAAAGCCACAAUCUGGUCUUCCUGCUAUCCUCCUCCACUGCGUUCUCACUACACUUCAAGCCGACCUAGAAGAAUUGAAAGCUACCAUAGCGAACAUUGAGAUGCGCAUGGUAGGUGGGAGUAUUCUCAUAGUGUACGAGGGAGACUGGGAACGUGCAUGGAAGACACUCUCCAUGCCUUCCGGAACCGCCACGAGUGAAGAAGAAGAAGAAGACGACGACGACGAAGUAGAGGUCGAGAUAGAUGAAAACGGACAAAUUGUUCUGGAGUCUAUACCCGACGAAGCGAUAGAGGAAGAGGAGGAACACCAAGCUCUUUUGUGUUCCCUUUCUCUCAUAGACUUCGCACAUACCCGACUUAUCGAUGGGGCAGGUCCUGAUGAGGGCGUGUUGAAGGGCAUACAGACCAUGAUCGAUCUUCUUAGACAGCGGAAGGACAAGAUCGCAGCGAUGCUGCCUACGUGCGAUGUAUAACUUGAUUUCGGUCAGUUGUGGUCUAGCAAAAUAAAUAUGACAGUAUGAACAUCUAUAACUCAUCUUCCUUGUCUAUGUGCCAUCAUAGGAUACGGCUAGGAAGUUGCUGCAGAAUGAUCCAGUAACACGAGCAGGCUUCUGAAUUUCUUACUGCUUGUGUGAAGAACUCCCAUUGGGUCUCGAAAGGAUCAAGCUAUGAAGCAAUGGAGAGUGGAAAGCGUUAAAGAAUCCAUUCUGCUCUAGAUAGGCUCGCUAUGGUGGCGGUUGAGCAUUGAGAGACGACUGGGCGCUCAUUUGCUGUACUGUAGCGUAUUAAGGGUAUCCCAAAUGGGGAGUCGCUGCACAAC
Molecule: messenger RNA, 1487 nt
Organism: Suillus discolor
Lineage: Eukaryota; Fungi; Basidiomycota; Agaricomycetes; Boletales; Suillaceae
Exons: 3
Coding region: 10-1140 (376 amino acids)
Biological process (GO): inositol phosphate biosynthetic process; phosphatidylinositol phosphate biosynthetic process
Cellular component (GO): nucleus; cytoplasm
Molecular function (GO): inositol-1,4,5,6-tetrakisphosphate 3-kinase activity; inositol hexakisphosphate kinase activity
Source: RefSeq, a predicted model, not a curated record